GCACUGAGCUGUAGUAAUGAUUGAGGAAUAAUACAAGAAAUAAAAAGAUUUCAUUGUUUAAAAGAAGUUUUUCAAAAAUUUUUUUUUGCAAAUUCAAAUAAGGUAUAAGUAAUAGUAUUCGCCAUCGCAUUCUAAAAAUUAAUAUUAAAACAUAAAAAAUAAACAAUUAGAAAUAAGUGGGUGGCGAAAUGCAAUCGAGUGAUCCUGGUGGACCAAGAAAUAACAAUCCAACAGCUACCAACACUACGCCCAAUAGAAAUCCCUUCAAAGCCCACUUGGAAAAUCAGAAUCAGCGACCACAACUAGCAGCGACAUCCUAUCAAAAUGGCACCAACACCGAAUCCCUCACAUCGCAGGAUUCUAGCGACCAAUCUCAUAAUUCACAGCCCUCUCACCUGCCACCGCAAACAUCCGCCGAUCGGAACACCACCUAUCAUAGUUAUGGACCGCAAAUGACAUCGCCACCCUUACCACCUUCGGAUAAUUACCGUCAGGAGGAUUAUCGGGCUGCUGGCACCUGGGCUGCCACAAAAGCUUGGAUGAUCCGAUGGAGGGGCUCCAGACGCUUAGUUUUGGUAAUUGUCGCAAUUGCCUUGCUGUUAGACAAUAUGCUCCUCACAACUGUAGUUCCUAUCAUUCCUGAGUUCCUGUACGAUAUUCGCCAUCCAGAUGCCCCUCUUGAUAGCUUUCCCAGAACACCAUUGUCAAUAAUAACACCGCCACCACCAACGCUAUCCCCUUGUUCAAAAAAUGAAGAUGACGCAGUGGCAGUUAACUCCAAAAUCGAGUAUGCCACCAUCAGCGAUGUGGAGAAUGCAACACUUUACCGCGAGAUGGAAGAACGGCAUAAGGAGCUUGUGGGUGAAACCGUAGAAGUUGGUCUUAUGUUUGCUUCAAAAGCAUUUGUGCAGCUUUUAGUGAAUCCCAUUGUUGGACCUCUGACGCAUAAAAUUGGCUAUAGUAUUCCAAUGUUUGCUGGCUUUAUAAUAAUGUUCUUGUCAACUCUCAUCUUUGCAUUUGGCCGGUCUUAUAGUGUAUUGUUCUUGGCUCGAGCAUUGCAAGGUAUUGGAUCCUCUUGCUCUUCAGUUUCCGGUAUGGGUAUGCUGGCAGAUAGAUACACGGAUGACAAAGAACGGGGUAAUGCGAUGGGAAUAGCAUUGGGUGGACUUGCACUGGGAGUAUUGAUUGGACCACCCUUCGGAGGGAUCAUGUAUGAAUUCGUUGGAAAAUCAGCACCGUUCUUGAUUCUCUCAGCUUUAGCUCUUGGCGAUGGAGUAUUGCAAUUGUUCAUGCUUCAACCAUCCAUUCAGCGUUGUGAUUCCGACCCACCUUCUUUGAAGGCAUUAAUAAGUGAUCCCUAUAUUCUUAUUGCUGCAGGAGCCAUUACAUUUGCUAACAUGGGAAUUGCAAUGCUUGAGCCAUCUUUGCCAAUAUGGAUGAUGGAUAACAUGGGGGCCAGUCGAUGGGAACAAGGUGUUACAUUCUUACCGGCUUCAAUAAGUUACCUCAUCGGAACAAAUUUGUUUGGACCUCUGGGACACCGAAUUGGAAGAUGGUUGGCUGCUCUAUUGGGAUUACUUAUUAUUGGUUCUUGUCUUAUCAUGAUUCCUAUGGCAACUCACAUCAAUCACCUGAUUAUUCCAAAUGCCGGUCUUGGAUUUGCCAUCGGAAUGGUAGACUCUUGCAUGAUGCCCGAACUCGGUUACUUAGUGGAUAUUCGACAUUCAGCCGUGUAUGGGAGUGUUUAUGCUUUGGGUGAUGUGGCUUUCUGUAUGGGAUUUGCUAUAGGACCAGCUUUAAGUGGAACUUUGGUCAAUAGUAUUGGAUUCGAAUGGAUGCUUUUUGGAAUCGCAAUUUUGUGCUUUCUAUAUGCACCUCUGCUAGCAUUCCUUAAGAAUCCACCCACUAAAGAAGAAAAGAAGUCCUUAAUUAUAGGUGAACGAUCCUCAAUUCGAUAUGUCACAUACCAAAACGUCGAAGAAGAAUAAAAAGUUUGAGUAAGAAGGAUGAAUUGACGACUAAAUUUUUUCUAGCAAAACUGACAUGCAAAAUAAAGUAACAAAAUUUUCAACCAAUAAUAUCAGGAAUAUCAUAUGUAUUUUAUUGAUUUCCAUUUUAUCUUUAUUAUUUAAAAAUUGUGAAUUUUUUAACAGCAAUAAUUCUAAUCUAAGCGGAUUAAUUCCCACCGUCUUAUGAAAAUUUUAAUGAAAACAUCUGAAUAUUCCUUACAAAUUAGAACACCUUAAAAUUCAGAUUAUAAUACUGUUGGUUAUUUAAUAAAUAAGUAUGCACCUGGUUACAAUUCACAUAAAUACAUAUAUUUAUUUAAUUAAUAGUUAUAAAAAUAAAAAUUUAAGAGCAUUGAAAAAAUAAGUAUUAAAAUAUUAAUAUGUUGUUUACCACCAAAGAGAACUACUCUACUCGCUAUUCUGAAUAUAAUAAAUAAACAAUUUAUAUUGGAAGUAUAGUCUAUAGUAAAAUUAAUUGUUGUUAAAUGUUGGAAAUACAAUGAAUAAAACUUUAUUCAUUACUCCCUCAAACAGAAGGGUACGAAAUGUUGCUAGUCAAAUUGAGAUAAUUAAAUGUUAAAUAUAGAUUUUGGUGUUUAUUACAAAAAAAAAGUUAUAAGUACUAGGGCGUUCGUUAUUUAGGUUUUUUUCGAGAAUCAAGUUCCUAAGUGGAAAAACUGUUUCUAAAUAAUAAAAAAAAAAUCCUCUAAUUUUUUCAGAUUUUUAUUUUGACACUAGAGGGUUAAAGUUUUUAACAUUUGAAAUAGGUAUGGUAUAGGUAUUUUUUUAGAUAUAGACUCCAAAACUUUUUGAUGAGGUCCUUGUCUACGUUAAACAACGUUUUCAAAAAUGUAUAGAUCAUUUUUCUAGGACCAGGGGUUUAGUCAGGGCAUGCAUGGCUUUGUUGGAUUUUAUUUUAUUUUUCAUGCUACUCAUAUGCUUGUUUAAAUAAAACAGAAAACAUACAAAAAAGCCAUGCAUGCCCUGACUAAACCCCUGGUCCUAGAAAAAUGAUCUAUACUUUUUUGAAAACGUUGUUUAACGUAGACAAGGACCUCAUCAAAAAAUUUUGAUUGGAGUCUAUAUCUAAAAAAAUACCUAUACCUACCAUACCUAUUUCAAAUGUUAAAAACUUUAACCCUCUUGGGGCGCCAUCUAGUGUCAAAAUAAAAAUCUGAAAAAAUUAGAGGAUUUUUUUUUUAUUAUUUAGAAACAGUUUUUCCACUUAGGAACUUGAUUCAAAAAUAACGAAGGCCCUAAUAAGUACUGCACGAACCUUUCUAUUUAGCCCAAAGGCUAAAUAUAAUUCUCGAAUUGAAUUUUAAACCGAAGAGAGUAAAAAUAUACAAGGCAUUUUACUCACAAGGCUUAUUAGGGUGCUUAUUAGGGUGGAUCGCUUUAAUUUUUGAAAUUUAGGAUUCGGGCAUUGAUCGAUAUCGGUCACCAUCACAAACGAACAAAAUUUUAUACAUAAAUACUUACAUUUUUUUAAAUAAUUUCAUUCAAUACUGCCCCAAGCCGUCUGAUCAUAUGAUACAUUUUGGCUGUAAAAAUAAAUUUUUUAGUUCUUUUGUAAUUUUAUAAUUUUAACUAUAUGCUUCUGGGACCUAAGGAUUUUUCUUAGGGUUGGCGAGUACUUGUCCGUAUUUUGUUAGCUAAAGAUUGGUGUUUAGUUUAGCUUUUAGUACAUACAAAAUUUUACCU
Molecule: messenger RNA, 3713 nt
Organism: Episyrphus balteatus (marmalade hoverfly)
Lineage: Eukaryota; Metazoa; Arthropoda; Insecta; Diptera; Syrphidae
Gene: Vmat
Product: synaptic vesicular amine transporter
Exons: 9
Coding region: 189-1988 (599 amino acids)
Biological process (GO): aminergic neurotransmitter loading into synaptic vesicle; xenobiotic transport; transmembrane transport
Cellular component (GO): synaptic vesicle membrane; terminal bouton
Molecular function (GO): serotonin:sodium:chloride symporter activity; xenobiotic transmembrane transporter activity
Source: RefSeq, a predicted model, not a curated record